Biomphalaria glabrata is the source of this 1370-nucleotide messenger RNA. Its product is annotated as cartilage matrix protein-like. The record is from RefSeq and is marked predicted. NCBI's taxonomy places the organism in Eukaryota, Metazoa, Mollusca, Gastropoda, Planorbidae.
GGGAUACAUUCUAAGUUGAGCCCAUGAAAAUGAUGAAAUAUUUAGCAGCUUCGGUUUUAUUGCAGGUCGGCUUGACACUAGCAUUCUCGUUACCAAACAUAGCCAGACUUUCAAGGAGAGAGGUAGUCGAAGAUAAGGGAGACCACAUACUAAUCUGCAGACAAGAGCCGUUAGAGUUGGGCAUUGUACUGGAUUCUUCCAGCUCUCUCCGCAACAGAGACUUCAAGACAGCCAUCAAGUUCCUUCAAGAAUUCUUGAGCCAAUAUGAGAUCAGCUCUGAUCCCAAUGGUGUCCGAGUCUCAAUCAUUAGCUACGGAAAGGGAAUCUACCCUGAGAUCGGGUUUAACCUAACAACUUAUGACACUAAAGAUGAAGUGAUCGAAGCCAUUGGCAAAAUCCCCCACAAGGCAGGACUUCGAACAGACACCGGGAGGGCCAUCCAGUAUAUGCACGAGGCUCAGUUGGCUAACGGAGUGGUCAGACCUGGCGUGACCAAAGUUAGCAUUGUCAUCACAGACGGUAAUUCCCAGGAGUGGAAACUAACUAAAGAGGCUGCGGAGGAGGCUAGAAAGGAUAACAUCGUGAUGUUCGCCAUCGGUGUCGGCACUGACAUCAGAAACUCUGAGCUGUUGAACAUCGCUGGCGAUCAAUCCCGUGUGACCAAGGUAGACAACUACAACCAACUCAGUUCUAUCAAGGAGAGUCUGGCCCACCAGACUUGUUUCGUUCAAGAAAAGACAACUACAACCCCAGAACCCAUGGAUGAACCCUGUGGUGUCAGUGACCCAGCAGACAUUUUCUUCGUCUUUAGCCCAGCCAACCUCGGCAGUGAUGGAACAUUGUGGGCAACCUCUUUUAUUGGUCUCACAGUGGACACUGAGGAUUUGAACCAGGGCUUCAGGUAUGGUGUCUUGUCUGGUUCCUGCCCUGACGAUGCUGGGUUCAAUCUUGACGCCUACAGUACAGUGGAAGGCAUUAAGAACAGACUUGAAAGCUACGAAAGAAAUAAAGUCCAAGAAUUGGUCAAGACGCUAGCAGACGACGGAUUCACUACCGCCAGAGGUGCCCGUGCCAAUUCACGUAAAAUCGCCGUCAUCAUUGCUGCUGGGAAGAAGACUUCUGAACUUCAAGACGAAGUGGCAGCUUUGGUUGCUCAGAACAUUCAGGUAUUUGUUGCUGACCCAGCCGACAAAGGUCUGACACUGGAAGGGGCCACAAUUCUCUCUGGCCGUUCCUCUAAAUUACAAGCUGAAGCUUUCGUCUCUGCCCUGUGUCCAAAAAGAAGUUAAAUUUUCCAGAAGCUUUUGGAUUGUUUCAAUCCAGACCUAGAUCUGUUCAGACCACGUCAAGUUGGCCUUGUUGUGAAUAUA